GGCGCGCCCCUCCUGCACUACCGGGACCCGACAGCGAGGUUUCUCGGGACUCCUCGCAUCCGGAUGAUUGUAAAGUGCUGAUCAGUGGCCACUGAAUAUAAUUGAAACAGAAUAGGAAGAUGGCAGCAAAUCCUUCAGGACAAGGUUUUCAAAAUAAAAAUAGAGUUGCGAUUUUGGCUGAACUGGACAAAGAAAAAAGAAAAUUACUUAUGCAGAACCAGUCUUCAGCAAGUCACCCUGGAGCUAGCAUCUCCCUCUCCAGACCCUCUCUUAAUAAGGACUUUCGGGAUCAUGCUGAGCAGCAGCACAUUGCAGCCCAGCAGAAAGCAGCUCUGCAGCACGCUCACGCACAUUCAUCUGGAUACUUCAUUACUCAAGACUCAGCCUUCGGGAACCUUAUUCUCCCUGUCUUACCUCGCCUGGACCCAGAAUGAAGACUGUGUCUGCAUAAAGGGACCUUGUUAUAUCCAGAGGCAGAGCUCUCACUCAGCUCUGUACAAACUGACCUU
Molecule: messenger RNA, 509 nt
Organism: Onychomys torridus (southern grasshopper mouse)
Lineage: Eukaryota; Metazoa; Chordata; Mammalia; Rodentia; Cricetidae
Gene: Inip
Product: INTS3 and NABP interacting protein
Exons: 5
Coding region: 120-434 (104 amino acids)
Biological process (GO): DNA repair
Cellular component (GO): nucleoplasm; nucleus; SOSS complex
Source: RefSeq, a predicted model, not a curated record